AUGUCUUCCUCCACCAGCAAGGUGCUAGUGACCAUGCCACGCCAGACGAUGCGAGGCCAUACCCACUGGGUAACAGGUGUUGUCCAUCUGCCCAGCGAACGACGCAUGAUCACAUGUUCGAUAGACGGCUCACUCCGACUGUGGGACCUACAGAGCGGUGCACAGAUAGGUGAGGACUGGCGAGAUCAGAAUAACGAAAAAGUGUGGGCUAUGUCAUUGUCUCCGAACAACAAGACGGUUGCAAGUGGAAGCGGCGGGAAAGUGAAGUUAUGGAACAUCGAGACAAAGAGUGUCAUCGCCAAAUUGACGGGACACAGCGUUACUGUGCGUGCGUUGUGCUGGAGUGCAAAUGGUAAGCAACUAGCGAGCGGAUCCUGGGACGGGAUGGCAAGAGUCUGGGAUGUUGAGAGCGGCGAAACUGUCCUGAGAAUAUAUACCGGACACAAUUGGGUGUGGGCGGUGAUAUACUCGCCCGAUAACGAAAAAAUAGCGACAGGCGGAAGCAACGGUGUUCACGAGGAUGGAUCGGUCAAAAUCUGGGAUAGCAAGACGGGCGAGCUCAUCACCACACUCAAUAUUCACGAUUCCAUAGUUUUUAGCUUGGCGUGGACGUCGGAUGGGAAGAAGCUUAUCUCCGGUUCAUUGAACCUGAUUAGGAUAUUCGACACAGCCACUUGGGAGCAGAUUGCCAUUCUUUGGGGUCACACAAGCUAUGUUGACACCCUUUCCUUGUUUGCGAACAACCGCCUCCUUGCAAGUGCAUCUAGGGAUGGAUCAGCCCGUCUAUGGAAUCUCGACACCAAUUUUCCGAUCGGGCCACCCCUCCAGCAUGAAGAUAAUGUGCACUCCGCCGCCCUUUCUGCCGAUGGAAAAGUGCUGGUCACUGGCUGCGAAAACGGAAAUGUGUACACAUGGGAUAUUCACGCCAUCGUCAAAGAAGCUGGCCUUGAUGACCUACUGUCCACUGGUACCAAUAUUGCACCAAAAGACAGACUUGAACAGCCAGCAUCUCAAAGCAAUCCAGGAAUAGAGCGAACCCCCUGCUCUUCGCUCAGCGGCAAGUCAUUUUUGGAAGCUGAUGCCACGCGAUGUCACAACGAGUUUGGAGGUUAUGUCGAUGAACUCCCACCUAGGUUUUUUGACAACAUGGAAGCCGAUGUUCAUUCCUCUCAAACGGGUGCCCACCCUCAUUCCUCUGCAAGUCCACUCCUCGCUCGCCUUUCCUUGCUCCUCCACCGCUUUCGACACGACAAUGCUGAAGCGACCGAACGUCUGCAACCGUCAACGCCUUCGCGGUUGCAUCUACAGGUGCUCCUUGCUCGCCUGUCCUCACUUAUUCACCAUUCUCCACCUGAAAAUGAUGGAGCAAAUGAACUUCAGCAACCCUCUACGCCUUCGCGAUUAGAUCUACAUGCGCUCCUCGCUCAACUGUCCUCAUUUCUUCAUCGCUCUCUACUCCACACCGAAGAAGAAACCGAACCUCAUCCCACAACACAUUCGGGUUCACGUCCAGAUGCACUCAUCAGUCGUCUAUCCUCACUCUUCCGCUCUCAAGCACACACUAACGAAGACAUCGAACUCCCGCAACGCCCAUGGCGUCCUCAUGUUGUCGAUGUGGCUCCAAUGCGGGACAGGGAGGUAUUGUUCGUUGCUCAGCGGUCGCCACCAGAUCGUUCAAACACUCAGUCUAAUGGUACUGCUACACCAGGUGCAAGGCCUACGUAUUCACUUCCCGUCCGAAUGUUGGCCCAUCUCGUGCUUUUUCUCUGCUGUGCGUCUCCUCAACACGAUGGAAAUGCACAACCCACACAACAUCAACAACAAGGUCAAUUGCAGACGCAAGCGCCGUCACUGCAGACUCAGCCAGCCGCCGCCUCGACGUCUACGACACCUACUGAUCCUGAUACUCAUACUACCGUGCCAGCAACCGCCCAGCCACGGCCCGUUCCAUUGCGGAUUCGCUUUGCUUAUUUUCUCUGUUGUGCAUCUCCCCCACAUGCAGAUGGGAAUUGA
This is a messenger RNA of Suillus clintonianus, 2013 nucleotides long. Its product is annotated as WD40-repeat-containing domain protein. Bases 1 to 2013 code for a protein of 670 amino acids. The record is from RefSeq and is a predicted model, not a curated record. Lineage: Eukaryota; Fungi; Basidiomycota; Agaricomycetes; Boletales; Suillaceae. The transcript is spliced from 5 exons. Gene Ontology annotation, molecular function: protein binding.